UUGCAAUUUUGAUCCUCUUAUAUAUAUAGGUAACCUUUGCAUUUUUGUUCUUCCGGAACGCUACGCCCUCUUUGCAGCCUCAAAGCAGAUUUAGCUUCGUCUUUACACUCUUUUAAGGUUUUUGUGGGUUUUUACAUUUACCAACAGACAAAAAUGUCUGGAGAGGAUGCUGCUGUUGCUGUUCCUGUUGCGGAGACUCCUGCUCCAGCAGCACUUGGAGAGCCCAUGGAUAUCAUGACUGCUUUGCAGCUGGUUCUCAGGAAGUCUAAAGCUCAUGGAGGUCUUGCUCGUGGACUCCAUGAAGGUGCUAAGGUCAUUGAGAAGCAUGCUGCACAGCUUUGUGUCCUAGCUGAGGACUGUGACCAACCUGAUUAUGUCAAACUUGUGAAAGCACUUUGUGCUGAUCACAAUGUCAGUUUGAUUACUGUCCCCAAUGCUAAAACUCUUGGUGAAUGGGCUGGUUUGUGUAAGAUUGAUUCUGAAGGGAAAGCCAGGAAGGUUGUUGGUUGCGGCUGUGUUGUCGUGAAGGAUUACGGGGAAGAGACCGAGGGUCUCCACAUCGUCCAAGAGUACGUGAAAUCUCAUUAGAUAGAACUUGGGGAUGGAGCUUAGGACUAUGGAGCUAGAGAUCCCCUGAGGCUAUCUUUUUGAUAUUUAUCUGUACUUGCACUAGAGUUUUGAGUUUGAGAUUUCAAACAAGUCACUUGUUAUGUCCCUCCAAUUUUGUUAUCUCAUCAGGGAUGAUCAUCUAAUACUGCUUGAAACUGCCCUCUAGUUUAUAAUCUUGCUACCUUUUAUCUGCUAAAAAGUUCACAUUUCAAAAGAAAAAUAUUACUUUCUGGAA
Messenger RNA from Lycium barbarum (goji berry), 844 nucleotides. RefSeq names its product small ribosomal subunit protein eS12-like. NCBI's taxonomy places the organism in Eukaryota, Viridiplantae, Streptophyta, Magnoliopsida, Solanales, Solanaceae. Bases 154 to 588 code for a protein of 144 amino acids. Gene Ontology annotation, biological process: translation. Gene Ontology annotation, molecular function: structural constituent of ribosome. The transcript is spliced from 5 exons. The record is from RefSeq and is a predicted model, not a curated record. Gene Ontology annotation, cellular component: cytosolic small ribosomal subunit; ribosome.